Penicillium lagena is the source of this 963-nucleotide messenger RNA. RefSeq names its product glucosamine 6-phosphate N-acetyltransferase (gene gup1). Gene Ontology annotation, cellular component: endoplasmic reticulum-Golgi intermediate compartment; Golgi apparatus; endoplasmic reticulum. Bases 1 to 963 code for a protein of 320 amino acids. Gene Ontology annotation, biological process: UDP-N-acetylglucosamine biosynthetic process. Gene Ontology annotation, molecular function: monosaccharide binding; glucosamine 6-phosphate N-acetyltransferase activity. The record is from RefSeq and is a predicted model, not a curated record. NCBI's taxonomy places the organism in Eukaryota, Fungi, Ascomycota, Eurotiomycetes, Eurotiales, Aspergillaceae. The transcript is spliced from 2 exons.
AUGAUCCAAUUCAUGGUUCAGUGUGGGCACGUAUUAAUAGCACUGCCCCUGGGCGUGUCUCACCUUCGAAGCGGCGAACCGGUGUUGAUCCUUAGCUCCUCCGCUUUUUUUUCUUGCUUCAUUCCACAUCCUUCUCUCUUCCUCCUUGUUACUUUCUUGUCUCUUGUCCGCAUCAUCCUCCGCUCUCUAUCUACUAAACCUCCCCAGAACCAACUUGGCGCACUCGCUUCGACUACUCGACUCUUCUCUCAAUCUACUCGAAACACAAACACACCCCUCCAUCACCACCACCAAACCAUCCAUCCCCUGAGCAGUCGGACUCAUUACCACUUCCACCACCACAACCACCUCACAAAAAAUGACCGCCCAACCCCUCACACCACCCACCCUCCAAGCAAGCACCACCAAAACCCCCAUGUCCUCAACAAUCACCCCAGUCAGCACCUCGUUCUCCCCCCAGACAACAUCGACGGACCACUCUUCCCCUCCAACCUGAUCAGCCCCGAAAUAAUCGCCAUCCUCCCAACAGACUACACAAUCCGCCCGCUUCGCCGUUCAGACUACCACAGGGGCUACCUGGACGUGCUCCGUGUCCUGACAACCGUCGGCGACAUCAGCGCCGAGCAGUGGGACGCGCGGUUCGACUGGAUCCGCUCCCGCAAUGACGAGUAUUACCUGCUUGUUGUGUGUGAUGGCGAUGAUCGGGUCGUGGGUACGGGGAGUUUGAUUGUCGAGCGCAAGUUUAUUCAUGAGCUCGGUCUUGUGGGGCAUAUUGAGGAUAUUGCUGUUGAGAAGGGACAGCAGGGGAAGAAGUUGGGAUUGAGGAUUAUUCAGGCGUUGGAUUAUGUUGCUGCGAAGGUUGGUUGUUAUAAGAGUAUCCUUGACUGCUCUGAGGUCAACGAGGGCUUCUACGUCAAGUGCGGCUUCAAGCGCGCCGGCCUGGAAAUGGCUCAUUACUACUGA